Pseudomassariella vexata is the source of this 522-nucleotide messenger RNA. RefSeq names its product acetyltransferase. The transcript has a single exon. The annotation marks the transcript as partial. Gene Ontology annotation, molecular function: acyltransferase activity, transferring groups other than amino-acyl groups. The record is from RefSeq and is a predicted model, not a curated record. Lineage: Eukaryota; Fungi; Ascomycota; Sordariomycetes; Amphisphaeriales; Pseudomassariaceae.
GCCAUCGUCGUCACCGAGAAAUGUUACAUCCGUCCCUACGAGCACAGUGACGCAACCGCCAGUCAACCAGCAGCGAAUGACCCUGAAGUUUCCCGUUUCCUGCGCAACCGGUUUCCCAGCCCCUACACCCUGGAAAACGCGCACUCCUUCAUCAAGAUGGCUAUCGAGGCCAGACCUGUCGUUGACUUUGCCGUCUUCAAGUCAGACGGCACGUUCGCCGGAGGCAUCGGGCUGACUCCCGGGUCCGACGUCACGUAUCGCACGUACGAGCUAGGCUACUGGACAGGGAAGGACGCCUGGGGGCAGGGCAUCACGACGAGUGCCGUCACUGGAUUUUGCAGAUGGGCGUUUGUCGCUUUCCCUGAGAUGUUGAGGCUCGAGGCUGAGGUCUGUCACGAAAAUGCGGCCAGUGUGCGAGUCCUGGAGAAGGCGGGAUUUAUCCGGGAGGGGGUCAAGAGGCAGGCGUAUUGCAAAAAGGGGGUUGUCAUGGACAUGAUUAUGUUUAGCAUGUUAAGACAGGAU